UUUAGUGCUGCUCAUGUCGCUUUGAUUGUUGGUUGUGUUGUGUUGUGUUGCGUUGUGUUUGUCGGCCGCCGGAGUGGUCGUUCUCGUGCCCGUGCUCGCGCAGUAGUAGUCCAUCCGUUGUCGUUGUCGUCGUCGUCGUCGUCAAUUGCUGUUUGUAUUCCAAGACGAAUUGUUGGUUAAGCGGUUUUGAUAUACCUACCUACAAACAUAAUACAUAUAUUUACUUGUAUACAUACAUAUAGUAGGUUUGUGUAUAGCACUUUUCUUAUCUGCUCAGGCGGCGGCGGUCUUGUGUGAAUAGUGCUACAAAGAGGAGACCCCCAAUCAUUCGCGGAAUGCUGCAUAUAUAUAUAUAUAUGUGUACAUACAUAUAGUAUAAUCGCUCAAAACGCAUCAAUAAAUUUAAGCAACAACGAAAAUAAGGAAAGAAUAAAUAAAUGUAAAUAAAGUACAUAGCUAGGAAUUAGAGCGAAUAAGAAAUCAGCAGGCCGCCGAGAGAGAAGCGCUUAGUCAGCACUACGAGAAAAUUGCAACGAAUAAUUGAAUAUUGAAGUGAUUCGAAAUGAAAAAAUAAACCGCAGAAAUUUAAAACUGAAAAAAGGCGCAUAGUAGUCCUGCAUAGCAGUCAGUCAGUCACCCACGCCUUUCCCUAGCAGAGAAUGUGGCGCUUCCUUUACUGGAGUUCGCCCCUUUUGGCUGCUGUUUUCGACGCGUCGUCGUCGUCGUCGUCGUCAUCAUCUACCAACUCGACUGCGCUGCAUUGAAUGAAAUCGUCGCCGGAACUCUUGAGGCGAAGUCCAACAACGUAUGCGCGCACACACACAAAUGGGCCAAUUGAAUUUUUCUCGCUACCCCAGAGUAGUCAGUCCGUCACUCGCCGAAACAGCUCAGCCGCACUGUUGAAUUCAGUAUUCAGUUGUCAGCCGCAACAGCAGCAGCAGUUUGUAAUAGCAGCAGUAAAUCCAUACAUGGGAUACCUGUCCACAAAGGUGGUACAUCACAGUAUAUACACACACACACAUACGCACGCACGGAUGUAAGCAAGCAGGCAAAUAGCGCGUAGUAUUCAAACAAGCGAGCAGAUAUUAAAACAAAGCGCAAAUGGGAAAGUCAUAAAAAUAAUAUAAUUAUUCAGCGCAUAUCUUUUGUGUGGCGAGCGGCCUUGUCAUUGUCAAAGAAAAAAUCAUAUUCCGCGUUAGCUGAGUUUGUUUUUGUUUUUACUUUUAAACAUUUUGUGCAAAAUAUCUUCUCAUACAUACAUUGUGAGAAGUCAGCUGAGGAAGCAAGCAGCAGUAGCGCACGACGGCCAUUGCAAGUGUAGAAAGGAAGUGCGAUUAGCCAACAUUUUGCAGCCGCCAUUGUUGGAUUUUGCUCACAGCAGCAGCAAGCAAGGGUGGUGAACUAGCAAGUUAGGCUGUGCGCCAAUUGGUAAACGUUGCAAGGCACACACACUGACUGACCCUUCGAAGGGGUGCCACACCGCGCGCCAAGUCAUUGGCAUUCAUACGCCCACACCGCCUGCACCGCGUCGCUAUCAGCACUACCAUCGUUGCCGCCUAAAGGCUUAUGGGCUUUAAAAUCUGUGCGCGGUCCUAAAAGCGCCCAGCGGCAACAAGCUGUGAUAUACCCUGAUACUGAUUUUUGUGUGUUCUUUUUCAUCGUCGUGGUCGCCGUCAUCACUUCGAUUCGGUUUUGUUUUAAAUUUUCUAUGCGUACAUAAACACCUACAUACAAACAUACUAUACGUACAUUGUAUAGACAUUUAAAAUUACGUCUUGUGUAUGCGUGCGUCUGCCUUUUUCGUACAUACGUUUCGUCGCCGCCGUAGCCGUAGCCAUUGCCAUUUACCAUUUGGCGUUUGGCAAUUUUUUCGUUCUUCGUCGUUUGUCUUUGCCAUCGUUGUUGAGGGCGGAAACAGUCGCCAGCCACGCUGCAAUCGUUAUAUUCGUAAAAUAAACGAGAAAUAUAUUCCGCAUUCAAAAAAUGUUAAGGAAAUACGCCACUUCGCGAUAAAUAAAAGUGUGGCAACGCCCGCGUUUUUUGCUAUACUUUACACGAUGCCUCGAAAGUAGAGCUGUGAAGUGAAUAAAUGUUUUGUGGGUGAUGAGUUGAUGAGCGCGUAGUCGAAUCAGCAGCAACAAUAGCUGAACGUUAGAAACGAUUUCCUUCUGCAGCCACUUUUCUGUUUCUUCCAUCUCCUCUACUCCCACUUCAUAAGCCGAAAAUGUACGCAAUUUGGUGGUAACUUUUUGCCAGCGUGGUUGGGAAAAAAUAGCGAAGAAAGCUGGAGCGCCCACCACCUUCUCUUACAAUAACCAACAAAACGGCAACAACAAAAACGCACAGCAGCCGUUUCCUUCCAAGCGCCAACAACAACAAAAAAAAUACCCGUUGUUCCAACUACAUACUAGCUGUGUUGUCGUUCAGCGCCACAACCUGCAAAGCAGCAAAUCAAUUCUAGACAAGAUAUCUCGGAACAUAUGUAUAUAUUCCACAAAUACAUACACACAUUCGUACUCACUCACAUUCAACUGUUAAGAAACAUUCGAAGCGCCAACGCAAAUCCAACAGCGAACUGUUAAAAUCGUAGCAGCAACAGCAGAAGUGCACAAAGUGCCGCGUAGCACAUCGAACAAAAAAGAUGUAAUGAAUCUUUAGGUGCUAAUUUAGUAAAUAAGAAAAUUUUAUGUACAAUAAAAAGUUAUCAGCCGCAACAACAACAACAACCACAAUCACAAAGAAAAAACUACGUACAUAUUUCAACGGAAAGGAAGAAGAAGAGUACAUAAGAACGCACUCGAACUAAAAAGUACUAAAUCAAUGAAGAAGCAAAAAGUUUUUUAAUUAGUAAUUAAACAAAUUCAAAGCUCUCUGUCUCGCCACGAACGAAUGACAUAGCGAGCGAAGGUGAUUGAAGUAAGCGGAAAUAGUAAGACUAAGCAACAAAGAAAGUGCCAGAGCAAUGCACACAGAGCAACAAAAGAACACGUAAAAAAAGGAGAUUUUGAGCACUGAAUACAAAAAGUAGAAAUCCGAAAGCCGAUAGUAGAAACUAGAAAAAGGAGAAAAAAGAAAACUUAAUUAAGCCAGCAAAGCCAAAAUAAAAGUAAUAUGUAUAAAGAAGCAAAGCAGAAGCAGUGCACAUAAAUUUGGAAAUAAGAAGUGAAUAUCACAUUUAAAAUACAGUAAAACAAAAUAGUCUACAUACAUAUAUUUUUUUAAGUAAAGAGUUUCUAAAACUAAACAAAGCAAAACGAAAGCAGCAAACAACGUACAUAAUACAUUAAAAAAAAAAAAAACGAAAUAAGUUAAAAGAAAAAAUCUAGUUUAAAAUUAAUGUAUAGCUUUUUUGGCGGCAAGCUGCAAGUCCACAAAUCAGCAAGCCAACAAGCUCAGCAGAAGAAACCGCAUAAGCUGGUGCCGCAAUUUGGAGCCUAGAAAGAGAAACACACAUAUACACACAAAACCGCACGUAGUUGUUGUUGCCUCUGUCUUCCAGUCGCGCUGCGCUGAAAGGCAGUAAGACGCCGCGCUCAAACGUCCAAACCCACUGACAAACUGCACAAACAUGCCCAAAUAUUUCAUAGCUACAGCAGCAACAACGUCAGCAACAGGCAGCGCUUACAAUACCAACAAUACCAACAGCAAUAAUGGUACGCCACAAAUGGUUGUCAAGUCAGCGGUGCGGCAACUCUCCUACGACAUGGUUAGCACCAGCGGCACCAGCAGUACGAAGCGCAAUUCAAAUUCGGCAUUUGUGUCAUCAUCAUCGUCUGGCUCGUCAUCACCUGUUUCGAUGCUGAUGCAGGGCAGUGGAAAGACGCAAGUCAUCAGCAGCGCUACAACAGUGCCACUUGCGACGCAUCUGUUGGAUCAUGGCUAUGGUGUAACGCUGAAGCAGGCAUCGUCAACCUCAUCGACGUCAGCGUCGUCCGCAACGACGUCGACGCCAGCUACAGCGGCGGUGACAUCUCACUUCACCGGCAGAUACACGUCCACGCUGGCGAGCCGAAAUAGCGCCGAUUCCACACCACACAUAACGGAGUACUAUAAGCAAGUGAAGCGACGCAACCCCACAUCUGUUGCCGAACAAAGUAGUCAUCCCAAGAAGCAAGCCAAACAUCAGUCAGCGUCCGCCGGUGAUUUUGCGCCCAGCAAUGUGGUGGUGGUGCAACAACAGCCACCGCGCUCACAGCAAUUCCAACACAAAUCCACCAAGCAACCGGUGUUGGUGCGCACAAGCAGCAGCAGCAGCAGCGGCAACAACAACAACAACCGCUUAGCUAGCUCGCAACAUCAAAAUGUGAUGGCAACAGCGGCGGUGGCGUCGACUUUGCAUUUCGCCACACCUUCACCGCAACCACAACGCCCGCCAUCGUCUGCCUCGUCGACUUCAUCGACGUUUGCUUACAAAACGGGCACAACCUCAUCCGCCUCUUCAUUACCCGCCUCGAAACGCACACCCGAAGGUAAUCGUGCCGACACCUCACUGGGCAUAUUGACGAAAAAAUUCGUCGAUUUGCUGCAAGGCUCACCGGACGGUGUCGUAGACCUCAACGAUGCGUCAGCCAAAUUGCUGGUGCAAAAGCGACGCAUCUACGAUAUUACGAAUGUGCUGGAGGGUAUUGGCAUAUUGGAGAAGAAGUCGAAGAACAAUAUUCAAUGGAAAUGCGGCAACUCGCUGGUGAGCUCAGAGCGUACGCGUGACAUGCAGCUAGAGAAUGAAAGACUCGAACAAAAGGAGAAUCAAUUGAAUAUGUUAAUAGAUCAGAUACGUGAGGAGCUCAGUACCGAAAUAUCGAAUAACAAUCAAUUGGCCUAUGUGACGCAUACCGAUUUGAAAAGUGUCGAUCUGUUUAAAGAUCAGAUAAUAAUUGUCAUAAAGGCGCCACCGGAAGCCAAACUUGUGCUACCUGACACACUUUGUCCACGUGAGAUCUACGUUAAAGCCGAGAAUAAUGGCGAAAUUAACGUAUUUCUCUGUCACGACAAUUCACCCGAAAAUUCGCCAACAUUCUCAUCGCCCGCCGCCCCGCCAUAUCGCCAGCAGCCGCAUCAAUUCAACGAUCCACUGUUCAACGAUAUCAGUCGGUUGACACCUAGUCUCGAUGACGAUAAACGUAUGCGUCUAGGUUUACCCCCACUCUCAGCGUCAAAGACGUCCUCAAGCACGUCAACGGGCAAUACAUAUCCCGGCAGUGCAGCAACCGUCGUCGCACGUUCAGCACAACGAAAUCUCAGUAAAUCAAUUGAAGAUGCCGCACGUCAAAUUGCUGCUGGUUCGGCUGAUGGUGGUACUGGUGGUGGUAGUAUCGGCGGUGAUACAACGGAUUAUAAUUCUGAUAUCGUUGGCAAUUACCAUACACAACAACAGCAUCAGCAAUCGAGCGACUACAAUAUACAGCCCACCUUAACGCGGCCAGUGCUGACGCAAGCGGAAGCCGAACGCAUUUACGAGCAAGAUUUCGAUUGUGAACUGUUCGGCAGACGUAAGCUGGGUGGUGCGUAUGGCGGUGGUAGCGGUAGCGGUAGUCAGCGGCAGCAGCAGCAGCAACAGAAUAGUGAUUCAACAAACCAUACGCUUAAUAGUUGUAGUAACAAUAGGAAGUCAGGUCUUAAAAACGAAGAGGUAUCCAUGGUGAAUAGUGCAAUGGAAGGGCAGGAAGCAGCUGAGGACACAACAUCAGCGACGGCAGCGGAAGCGGCGGCAAACACGUCCACGACAACAUCGUCGUCGUUGUCCUCGUCCUCAGCUGUAGACGCUGCAGCGAAUAAUAGUCGGCAAAGUGAAAAUAGCGCUGAUGCUGCUGGUACUUCAUUGUCAGCAUCGACGUCAGCGGCGGCGGCGGCGUCGGCGUCUUCGUCAAUGCCAAUAACGCACACACCCUCAAUGUUUGGCGGUGCCGGCAUCGUUGGCAGUCGACAUUGCAGCAGCGAUAGUGGCGGCAUCGGUCGUAUGGACUCGCACUUGGCGCACAUGGGCGAUUCGAAUGGCAGCACAGGCGUCCGGAACGCGCUCAUUUCGAAUUCGCUGAAUCUACUGAGUCCGGGCCCAUUGCCGAACUACUUUGAUGAUCUGCCACCGUUCCUACCCAUUGAACCACCGCUCGAUGUCGACUACAACUUUUCACUGGAUCAAACCGAGGGUCUUAUCGAGUUGUUUAAUGACUUUGCCUAAAAUUUUAAAUAUACAAAUAGUAAUAAAUACAAAAGUAUAAUUAUAAAAAAAAAUUAUCAAAGGAAAUAGUGUUUUAAGCAAGAAUACAAGUAAAUAAUAAAUUCAAUGUGUAUGUGUAGAGAUAUUCACAACCACCAAUAAAAAAUAUAUAAAAACACAAACUGCAAAAAAUUAAAUAAAUUAACAACUUCUGUAUGCUACUGAAUGGAAAACGAAGUAAUAUUAUUAUAAUUAUUAAACAUUAUUAUUAAAAAAACUAAUUUAAAAUUUAUAAAUAUAUUCUUUAUAUA
Rhagoletis pomonella (apple maggot) is the source of this 6468-nucleotide messenger RNA. RefSeq names its product transcription factor E2f1 (gene E2f1). The record is from RefSeq and is a predicted model, not a curated record. Bases 3569 to 6178 code for a protein of 869 amino acids. Gene Ontology annotation, cellular component: RNA polymerase II transcription regulator complex. The transcript has 6 exons. Gene Ontology annotation, molecular function: RNA polymerase II cis-regulatory region sequence-specific DNA binding; protein dimerization activity; DNA-binding transcription factor activity, RNA polymerase II-specific. Gene Ontology annotation, biological process: regulation of transcription by RNA polymerase II. Lineage: Eukaryota; Metazoa; Arthropoda; Insecta; Diptera; Tephritidae.